Messenger RNA from Rana temporaria (common frog), 8062 nucleotides. It is a transcript of the gene CFAP46, whose product is annotated as cilia and flagella associated protein 46. Bases 92 to 8014 code for a protein of 2640 amino acids. The record is from RefSeq and is a predicted model, not a curated record. The transcript is spliced from 60 exons. NCBI's taxonomy places the organism in Eukaryota, Metazoa, Chordata, Amphibia, Anura, Ranidae. Gene Ontology annotation, molecular function: protein binding. Gene Ontology annotation, biological process: axoneme assembly; cilium movement involved in cell motility.
AGCGGCGUCCCUGGUUGCCUGGAUACAGUGUUGUGUACACGCCGUGCGGCUGCUGGAUGGAGCUUAUUACGUUUUGAAAUACAAAAGCUCAAUGGAUUUGAUUAUAAGACAACGCCUCUCUGUUGCUGAAAAUCAGCAAGAUGCUGAUGCCCUGAACAGUGCGUACAAAUUAAUUAAAGCCGCUAACAUGGACGGAUCAACAAGAGAUGCCCCAGAAAUGUUCAGCUCUGAUCUGUAUGUUCUAUGUGCAGAACAAGCCCUUCAACUUGGAAAUCAUGCUGUGACCAAAGACUGUCUUCAAAUGUAUUUCAACAGCAAACCUCCUCCAAACCAGUUUUAUGGGAGAGCCUACCUGUGCAAAGCCCAAUUACACACACCCCUGUCUGCUAAUAAUGUGGAUGAAUUGGAAAAGUCUGUGGUGUACUAUCUGAAAGCAAUUGAUUUUGCAAUGAAGAAGGAAAGAUAUCAGUUCCUGGUGUACAACGCCUCUGUCCUAUACUGGCAAACUGUGCGUCCAUUUCUGAAGGCAGGCAGCCGCCAUCUCCUUACUAAUAGCCUUGCUACUGUUGUAAAGGCUUUGGGUGAAACAGAUGAUGAUAAGAACUGGAGAGCUGACUUGAUGAUGGAGCUGCUGGAAUGUUUGCUAGAUGGCCAGAAGAUGAAGGAAGCCAUGGACUGCGCAUCACAGGCGGCUGAGUUUAUUAAAGUGAACGUCCCUAACAAAUACCCUCUACUAUUUUCUAAGAUGGUGCAUCACAAAUUAAUUGACUCUGCUAAAGCGGCUAAGGAAACUAAAAGUUCAGCAAGUUUGUCAGUCAUCUAUAAAAUUCAAAAGCUCAGAUCGCAAUUAAACAGCUCUCUGACAACAAAGGACAUUUUUACAAGUCUAAGUGAAAUUUAUAAACUUGUGGCUGUUGCUCAGGAACCCGCUUUACCCUUAUCCACAUCUGAAAAAGUUCCUCUGCUGAUUGAACUUGCUCAUCUCUCUCUGGAAUUAAAAUGCAAUCAACUUGCCGCAGCUUGCAUCAAUGAUUUGAAGUUGACAGAUCUCGUUGAUGAAAGAACUCUUAUAACUUUAGAAUGUCUACAGAGUGAACUUGAAGUUCUGUCUCUUGGUCCUCGGGUUGAAAUGUACACCAAAAGUGUUGUUGAGGUACAGUUAAAAGUUAUAAGGAAACUGGAGACAACAUUACAGGAUGCAGUACAUCUUGGUGACCCGAUCUCAAUCCAGGGUGUGUGUACAACUCUAUGGAAUCUUUGUUUGCCUUUACUGCAGAGGUAUCUGCGCAAGCACCUGAAGAAGCCUCUGGUGGCUGUUGCCGAAGCAUUAGAAGACAUAGAUAGCUUGUUGACUGUGAUGCGCUGCCAAAUUCACAUGGAAAUAGCACAUAUAGAGGAUGAGGAUGAUAGAACUGAAGUUGCCAUAAAACACAUACAGAAAGCUUUAGGCCUCGAUGGUACUGGACAAUACCAAAACUUCCUGAAAAUGUAUCUGCAUCGUCUUCAGCUCCGAGCUACACUGUACACUAAACCAGAGCGUGUCGAGGAUCAGGCUGCCAUGAUUCUUGAACAGGCAAAACAGAGCAACUCUAAGGAAUCUGUAAAGAAGAAGCGUCCGUUACUUGUGAAUGUUGGCCUUUGUCUGGCCCCUGAUGUUUUUCAGAUGGUUCUGGAUAGUGAAAACGAAGCCAAAGUCUCCAUAGGUAAAGGUAAUAAAGGACGUUUAAGUCACUUAUAUAUGAGAGCACAGCAUCAUACAAAAUGUGUCUUGAAGACUGAAGGCCAUUUAAUCCGAACAGACAAUAAAAAUGAUGUUGAGAGGGCCAGACUCUGGGCAGAUUUGGCCAAAGUUGCUCGGAAACAGGAGGUCUGGGACGUGUGUAGGACAGCGUGCAGAUUUUGCCUCUUAUAUGAUGACGGCCGCUGGAAUGUGCCCACACAAGCUGUUUCACCAAAGGCAAAAUCUGUGUCCAGCGCAGUGGAAGAAGGCCGAAGUUCAGAACUGGAGUCAUCUAAGUCCAAGACUGAACUGUUCAAUGAUGAGAAGGCUUUACUAAGAAUGCUCGCAGAAAUCCGAUUCAUCAAUGCAGAGGCUACAAUACACUUAUUGAAGUCAGAAGGUUGUAAAAUCAAUGAACGUGCCAUCCCACCAGAAGACACAAGUAUGCGCCCAGCAUCUCAUGUCCCCGUGAAUCUGGAGGAAGACCCAGAAUGGAUUGUUUAUAGAGACUGGAUUUCCCAGAUUUCGACAUAUGCAAUGGAUAAUUUUUUGAAAGCUGCAGAGUUGGGUGUGGAGCUACAGGAGGCGUGGAUUACUUACAAUGCAGCUGUGUACAUCCUUAACCACAACAAGCAUAUUAUCGGUUCUGGGAGGUUAUCCAUUCUUGUUGAGCCACUGAAGAAACUUCUUACAGCAGUCAAGAAAACUGGACAUAAUGGGAACCCAGUGCUAUUGGUAAUCCUCUCCAGCACUUUAGCCAAAGGAUUAAUUCAUCCUUGGAUACCUGUGUCAGAAAAAAGACCAGAGACAGGUCCUCAUACAGAGAAGAGAAAGAAGGCGUCAGGGAAGGGACCUGAAAAAUCGAACGCAGCGCGUGUUAUAUCAAUUGAUCCAAAUGGUCUUCCUGAUAUAAAACUUGCCCUGGAGGUGUGUGAGUUUUGUUUGGAUUUGACAAAUGGAAGCACUCCAGAAGAUGUAGUACCUAUUUCCAUAAGACAACAGUUGCUGUCAGCAUGGGUGAAAGUUAAGCAACUGCUCCAACAACAAAUAGGACAGAAGCUGGGGACGGAUGAUGAGGAAAAUAAUGACGGACAGAACCCAAUGACCAAAGUCCUCGUUGCUUUAGAAAUGCAUUCCUGCAAUGGACUUGGACUGAUGGAAUUUACUGUUCCAAGCCUAACACAGGUGCUGAAAAUGAUCCUGGAUUGCAAUUGGUCGGAUCCCCUUGUGGAACUGCAGACGUUAACCAGGUUGGCGCAUUUUGCAUACAAUGCGCAGGACUUAGAAUUAGCAUUAUCCAGUACCCAGAGAGCUUUAAAGUUUGAUGACAAGACAAGUAAACAGGAAGUGCACAGUUCUAAGUUGGGAUGUGAGAUGUUAAGCGUUGCUGCCUGCAUCCAGGGCCAGAGCAUAAUGGAGAACUUGGCUGGGAAGAAACACUUGCGUCUCUCUGCCAUAAAAGCCUUCGAAACAAGUGCAAGAUUUGGAAGUGAAGCCAGGAGCCCCUCUCUGACACUACAAGCAACUAAACAUUUCUGGUAUGCUUGCUCUCCACUGACAAAAUCUGCUAAAGAGCGAGAACCUCUUAAGGAUUCUGUUAUUUGUGUUAUAAAGGCCCUGAAUGAAGCAGAAACCAAGCAGAAAGAGGGGUCAGAGAAUGAUACCACUUUAUUUCACCUGUGGCCUAUGAUGGACAUUGAAAACCGUAAAGUGCAUGACCCAGAUAGUCCUAAAGCUAUCUCCAGUGAAUCAGUUGGGUAUAAUGAGGAGCUAAGCCUAAAAGCUGGACUUUAUGAGCUGCUAUUCAUAUUACAUGCUGAUAAGAAUGAUUGGGAAUCGGGUCUCAAAGUACUGGAUGAAGCCAUCAAUAUUCUGCCACGUACUAGACACAGACUUGUCAUCUUCAAACACCGUGUUCUUGUAAAGGCACGUUUGGGUCAUAACUUUUUCAUGGACAUCCAGAAGUUCAAGGAUGAAAGUGAAGACUAUGUGUCAUACAUUUGGCAUCAUGUUGCCAAAACCUGCAAAAGCAGCCGUGAACAGUUAGCCUGCUAUAUGAAUGCAGUUGAUGCUUUGAAGAAGCCAGAAAAUGAUUGGCAGAAAGUGGAGUACUUGCUAGAACUGGCAGAAUGGUUGUACUGCAAACAGUUUUCUCUAAGCGAUGCUAUGAAUAUGCUUGAUUGGGCGGUGGAUAUACUGCUUCAUAUGAGGUUCUCCGGUAAUGCAGAGGAAGGUAAAACUCAAAAAACAAAACCAAAGCCUAGAAAGAAAUCGUCCCAAAAUAAAGAGCCAGCAAGCGAACAAGAUCCAAACCCUGAGGUUACCGAGACCGGACCUGGAGAUCAGCCUGGCAGCCCUUGUAACUCCCUGGAAGACUUGAAGAACAUUAGACAGCUAGAGGCCUUGGGACGAGCUCACACUUUAAUGGCUUCUCUUAGUGGUCAGGGUUCACAGAAUCAUGAGCAACACUGUCUGAUGGCAUAUGGGUAUAUAAUCCGUAUUUGGCAGGCGUCAUUGCCUGGAGCAUCUUCUUUCAUGAAAUCAUCACAAAAAAAUCCUGCCCCUGUUCAAAAUCCACAAUCUGCAUCAUCCCGUAAAGAAAAAGGAAAGAAAGAAACAAUUGAGCCUGUCAUGGUCAAGGAAAAGCCAAAGCGGAAAGGACCAAUUGACGUAUUACCUUCAAACGCAGAAGAGUGGGCUGUGUAUGAUUGCCCUGAUGAGCUUAGGGAUGCAUUUAAACAAGAUACAUCUUCCCAAGUCAUAAACAGAAGUACUAUUGUAAAACCAACAUACAGUCUUUACUACCUAAAUCUGCUUGUAGAAGAAUUGCACAACAUCUCGUACACACACUUGACACUUCCUGUUCUCCAACUGGCAGAGGUUAUCGCACAUGAUGUUGUGGAAAGUAAAAGUCUGUCAGAUCUCUACCAUCUAAGAAUUUCCAAAAUAUGUGGAGAUUUAAAACUCUACAAUGCAGCCAGUUAUCACCAAAGAACAGUCAGCAACAUGUCUAUUAACGAAUAUGAACUGAUAAGCUAUAGACAAGAAGCUGCGGUGACAAAUGAGGAGAAUCAAGAUGGCAGUAAUGAUGAUGUAACAGACCAACCUCUAAGUGGUAAAAAAAAGCUACUGAGCGUACGUGCAGAUGGCAAAGGAUUGAGUGGACUUUCUCUUCCUUAUCUGUGGCUGGAGAAGGCUGAUAUAUUGAUACAGCUUGGGCAUUUCCAAUCAGCUAGAAUCCUACUGUCACAAGCAUAUAAGUCAUUCCAGGAUAUCGGCGACAAGCACGAUCACCUAAAAUGCCUUUAUUUAUUAUCUGUGUUGGCAAACUGUGAGAAGAAUCAUGGACAAGCUAGGUCUUUGCUUCUGGAAGCCAAAGAUCUAAAGAGGGAUGCAAAGCUUCUGUAUGAAACCACAUGUUCAUUAACUGAGGCAAUUUUAGGUGAAGAAAAAGAAGAAAGAGAAAGAAAGGCCUGUCAAAUUUUGGAUACCGCAAUAAAUGCUCUUAAAACCAUGUUGCACAAAGAAAAAAACAGGGAGUCAGAAUAUGGACUUUUUAUAGCCAAACUGAAUGCAAGGAAAUUUUUAGUUCUAUUUAAAAAUGCUCAAGAUCUGAUUAGUAGUGGAACUACGCCGUCUCAGACUGUUGUGACGUUGCUUAAUAUGUGCGAUAAAAUGAGUCAAAUAGAAGCUGAUCUUCUGCGCUAUGGACACAAGGAGUACAGAGCUGAAUUCCUAAUGGACCACUCAACUAUCCUUAGGAUCCUUGCAAGCACAGUGGACGAUGAACACCGUAAACACAAUUACUAUUUGGAUGCAUAUAUUAUGGCAGAGAAAGCGAUAAGCAUACUAGAGCAAAUACUGUACAGCAUUGAAAAUACUUCCCGAACUGAGGCAGGGGGUACCCGUUUGCCUGUCUUGAGAAAACUUGCUAAAAUGAAACUGGAUUUUGCUGAACUGUCACUGGAAAUAAUGCAUCUUUUCAUCGAUGAGGAAAGUAAAAAGAUGCAGGAGGAAAAAAGCAAAGGAGCCCUUUGUGUCAUGGUGGAAGAGUUUGUCAGAGCCACCCCAGAUUAUAAUUCUCUUGAACAGGAGUGGAAAACGCUUCGCCGUACAAUAUCUUCCUCCACGCUGUCUCAGUUGGCGAGUGCUUUGACACUAGCAGGUGGUUGUAAUGAUCUGAAGGCACGGUGUUUGUAUCUUACUGGAAGAUGCCUCCUGCUGCAGUCUUUUACAGUCGAUCCGCUUGAUGCAGACAUGUACUGGAAUGAACAUUAUUUGGAUGAAAGAAAAACUACAGGAGACAUUGGAGAUAGUGAAUCUGAAUGGCCUGAUGCCAAUACAAAGCCAACUAAUAAACAUCUAGAUCAGCUAGCAAGGAAAGCUGCAGCUUUUAAGACAAGACGAGCAUUGGCAGAAGUCUAUCUUGCCCAGUCCAAUGAGAUUUUACUUCAGUCCAUUAAUGCUGCAAUAGACAACAAGCUGAUGGACACAUUGUCAGCCGCAAGUCUUGAGAUCUGUUUAUGUUUUGGACAGUUUGACUCUCUAACAUCAGGGUUUUUUCUUGCUCUUCAUCAGAGCUGUUCUUCAUGUAUGAUGAUUAAAAACAUAGUGCUAAUGGCAACACGCAAUACUGGCAGCUCUCAGUUUGCAGCAUUACUGAACCUCCUGCAUUAUCUACAAGAGAAAGGAGAUGAAGGAUCUCUUCGGAAACAGGUUGAGCAACAACUGGCCACCAUCUCAAAAGUAUGGGGGAAUCUGCAUGUCCCAAUGCAGCAUUUCAGUAUGUUUGGUGAGCUGCCACCAAACUUCAGUAUUAUUAUUCUGCAACAUUCAGAAGACAGAUCUUUCUUGUACGGAGCUCUACUUGAAAAGCCAAAAGUUAUCUCAACACAGAAAGGAAAGUUACACCAACAACAAAGAACCAUGCGAGCCAGAGUGGCCCGAUGUUCUGUGAAUCGUCAGAUGUUUUCCAGCUUGUUGGAGAAAAUGGAGCUGUUCAAACAAGAUACCACGCAGAAUCUUCUCAAAAGGGAACAUCAACUGAGCUUCACAAGGCAGAAGAAUGCUUUUGAAAACAUUAACAACAAUCCAGCAAUGGAUGUGUCCAGUAUUCCAGAAGAUGAGAAUGAGAAGAAAUGUAGUACACAGUUUCAUGAGAUAGUAGAGGACUUGAACACAUACCUAAGCCCUGUACUGCUACAACUGGAGGUCUCUCUGCCAAGACAGCCAACUCCAACACUUUCAUCCAGUGGGUCUUCACGAGCAAAGUCCAGAGAGAAGGAGGAGAAGCCAGCAUCAAGUGCCUCAGUAGAAGUGGGAGAUUGCAUUAUCGUAUUGGCAGACAGAUUCCUUCAGCAGAUGCCCCUGGAAGCGCUGCCAGUUUUCAAGGAUGAUGGUGGGAACUCCGUGUCUAGAGACUUUUCUCUUCAAUUAUUGUAUAACCGGAUUCAUACAGAGCAGACAGAAGAAGGAGAAGGAAAGCGAGAGGUGAAGAGUGCAAAAGAAUCCAAACAGAAAAAAAAUAUAAAGGCUGUACCUAUCAAUCGAGAGUUGCUAGCUAACUGCAUGCCAGUGGAAACCCACCGUUUCAAGUAUAUUGUGGAUCCUUACAAUGAAAUACUAGAACCAGAAACACUCAGCCCGGCCUACAGAAUGAAUGAGGUGCUUGUAAAGUACGGACAGCAAUUUACAGCUCAUUGGGAAGGAAUUAUAGGCAGCACACGUGUGCCCAGCCAUGCAGAGUGGGAAAAUCUCAUGACCAGUUGCAGUGCAUUCAUUUUCUAUGGCGCAGAGAAAUUUCUGGCUCAUGUAAUGCUGGAUAAAAUUAUUGUCAUGGAUUUUACAGGCUGUCAGUUGAUGAUUUUGAUAGACCAGAUGCGGACAAGUCAGAGUUUUUCAAGGCAAUCAACAGUCGAUGUACAAAAGAGUAAAAGUCAGUUGAUACUGGAAAGGCCAGUGGAGACGGCCCUACUGCUAAGUGUGGCAGGCGUCCGCUCUAUAAUGCUCAACCAGUGGAACACAAGUGUGGAGCAGAACGCUAAAAGAUUGGACGACCUCUCCGAGUAUCUACUAGCACUUGGCAAGACCAGUGGGCAGACUGUACAUGGCCAGCGAAAACUCAAGAGUUGUUCAGAAGUCACUGUGAAGGGUAUGUCUUACUUUAAAUCAGAAGGAGAGGUCUCCGAAGAACGCAGUCAGCUAACAAGUCCAAGUGAUCCAUCGUUACCUGAUGCAGACCCGUCCUUUUUUAACUAUACGCUGUAUGGCCUGCCUAAUAUGAUGGUUAUGUGAGAUUUUUGUCAGUGACAAUCCAAUAAACACUCAGUUUGGUUAUACUUG